UAUAUUUAAUAUCGAUAUUGCUAUCGACUAUAGAAAACCUACACACGAUGGAUGUAGUGGUUUUUAAUAGUGGGCUAAUUUGGAAAUGCUGAAAGUGUCUGUAAAGUACUGUCUCAUACGUUAAUUCAAAUUUCUGUGGUUUUAAUCGUACUCUUGUAAAUUUUCCUAACUAGAGUGAGUUAAAAAUUGUAUAUAGCAUGCCGCAGUUUCAUAAAAUUGAAAUAAAUCGGACCGAAUGGGAGGUUCCGGAACGGUAUCAAAUGCUCACUGCAGUAGGAUCAGGAGCUUACGGUCAAGUGUGUUCAGCAGUUGAUACUACGACUGGGCAAAAAGUAGCGAUUAAAAAAUUAGCUAGACCAUUCCAGUCAGCAGUACACGCAAAACGUACAUAUAGAGAGCUUCGUAUGUUGAAACAUAUGAAUCAUGAAAAUGUAAUCGGUCUAUUAGAUGUAUUUCAUCCAUCUUCAUCUUUGGAAGAUUUUCAGCAAGUAUAUUUAGUUACACAUUUGAUGGGUGCAGAUCUCAAUAAUAUUGUAAGGACUCAGAAGCUUUCGGAUGAUCAUGUACAAUUUCUUGUGUAUCAGAUUCUUCGUGGUUUGAAGUAUAUUCAUUCAGCAGGCAUAAUACACAGGGAUUUGAAACCCUCUAACAUAGCUGUAAAUGAAGAUUGCGAGCUAAAAAUUUUAGAUUUUGGAUUAGCUAGGCCUACAGAGAAUGAAAUGACUGGUUAUGUUGCAACAAGAUGGUACAGAGCUCCAGAAAUUAUGCUUAAUUGGAUGCACUAUAAUCAAACAGUCGACAUUUGGUCUGUUGGCUGUAUAAUGGCUGAAUUGUUAACAGGACGAACAUUAUUUCCUGGAACGGAUCAUAUACAUCAACUGAACUUAAUAAUGGAGAUACUGGGUACUCCGCGAGACGAGUUUAUGCAAAAAAUAUCAUCAGAGUCGGCAAGAAAUUAUAUACAAAGCCUACCUCCAUUAAAGAAAAAGAACUUCAAAGAUGUUUUCCGAGGUGCUAAUCCUCUAGCCAUAGAUUUGCUUGAAUUAAUGUUAGAAUUAGACGCGGAAAAACGAAUUACAGCAGAACAAGCUCUAGCUCAUCCGUAUCUUGCGCAAUAUGCUGAUCCAUCAGACGAACCGGUAUCUCUACCAUAUGAUCAAAGCUUUGAAGAUAUGGAUUUACCGGUUGAAAAAUGGAAAGAACUUGUUUAUCAUGAAGUUAUAAACUUUGUACCUCAACAACUACCUGCAAUGUCUUCACCGAUUGAAUCCACGUCAUAAAAUUGUGUCAGUAGCGCAAGUAAUGAUAUAGGUAUUAAACACGGAUUAUCAGCAUAAUGAAACAAACAAACAACUGAACCAGUUAACAUCUAUGGAAUUAGGUUCACCAGGAAAAGAUUGUGGUUGCCCCU
Messenger RNA from Megachile rotundata (alfalfa leafcutting bee), 1411 nucleotides. RefSeq names its product mitogen-activated protein kinase p38b. The record is from RefSeq and is a predicted model, not a curated record. Gene Ontology annotation, biological process: protein phosphorylation. Gene Ontology annotation, molecular function: MAP kinase activity; ATP binding. NCBI's taxonomy places the organism in Eukaryota, Metazoa, Arthropoda, Insecta, Hymenoptera, Megachilidae.